GCAAACCAGCGAAAAUUAGAAAGUAUCAAUGACAACGAAGUGGGAUUUUAUGUUGGACUUAAAAAUCUGACCGUGGUGGAUUCAGGCUUAAGAUUCGUGUCCCGUCAGGCAUUUGUGAAAAAUGUCAAUCUACAAUACAUCAAUUUAUCCAGAAACAAGCUCUCAAGUUUGUCCAAGAAGCCUUUUCGCCAUCUGGGUUUGUCUGAUCUGAUAUUGGCGGACAAUCCAUUCAAGUGUUCCUGUGAAAUUAUGUGGAUCAAGAAAUUUCAAGAGACAAAGUUUUACACAGAAUCUCAGGAUUUGUAUUGCAUGGAUGACAACAACAAGAGGACGGCCUUGCUGGAUAUGAAGGUCCCAAACUGCGACUUGCCCUCAGCAAACUUAAGUAAUUACAACAUCACCGUGGUGGAAGGAAAGAGCAUCACAUUGUACUGUGAUACUACUGGUGGGCCACCCCCUAAUGUGUCCUGGGUGCUUACUAACCUUGUUUCAAACCAUGAGAGCGACACAAGUAAGAACCCUGCCUCGCUAACCAUAAAGAACGUUUCAUCCAUGGACAGUGGACUGUGGAUUUCCUGCGUAGCAGAGAACAUUGUGGGAGAGGACCAAGCCUCUGCUGAGCUCACGGUAUUCUUUGCACCAAAUAUCACGUUUAUUGAAUCUCCAACCCCGGACCACCACUGGUGUAUUCCGUUCACUGUGAAAGGGAACCCUAAGCCCACGUUGCAGUGGUUCUAUGAAGGGGCUAUACUGAAUGAGUCUGAAUACAUCUGUACUAAAAUACAUGUUAUCAAUCAAAGUGAAUACCAUGGCUGCCUUCAGCUGGACAAUCCUACCCACCUGAACAAUGGUGCUUAUACCUUACUGGCAAAGAAUGAGUAUGGAGAGGAUGAAAAACGGGUUGAUGCUCAUUUCAUGUCAGUGCCUGGAGAUGGUAGUGGCCCAAUUGUGGAUCCAGACGUUUAUGAGUAUGAAACCACACCUAAUGAUCUUGGAGACACUACGAAUAACAGUAAUCAAAUCACUUCUACCGAUGUUUCCAACAAGGAGAAUGAAGAUAGUAUCACUGUGUAUGUUGUGGUGGGAAUUGCAGCGCUGGUGUGCACCGGCUUAGUAAUAAUGCUCAUUAUUCUGAAGUUUGGAAGGCACUCUAAGUUUGGGAUGAAAGUUCAUGGUGAAGUAGAAGGAGUUGGUCUGGUAGAUCAAAUAUGGCUUUCAUUGCAAGACUGCGACAAUGAAGAGCAAGUAAUGGUGACUGUCAACAGUGAUGUACAUAAUAACUCAACUGCAUCAGAUAACAACAGACUGGGUUUUGUUUUAUUUCAUAAGAUCCCACUGGAUGGGUAAAUGAAAUAAGGAAAAGAUGAGAGAGGGGCUGUUGAGCUUGUGGAAACUGUAUGCUGCACACUAGGGAGUGGACAGUGUUCUUGCCCAGUGAAGUGCCACCUCCCUUGGAUUUCUCUUUUAGACAUUGGUUGUGUUUGGAGAACUGUAGAAAUACAUUCAAAUCAGUAGCUGUUUUUGCAAAAACAGGGCAAAGCCAAGCCCUGAGGCAGCUAUAAAACUCAAGAAAGUCCAGAAAUAAGCUAUCUCACUCUUUC
Messenger RNA from Cariama cristata (Red-legged seriema), 1601 nucleotides. RefSeq names its product BDNF/NT-3 growth factors receptor-like. Gene Ontology annotation, molecular function: axon guidance receptor activity; ATP binding; neurotrophin receptor activity. Gene Ontology annotation, cellular component: axon; neuronal cell body; plasma membrane. Gene Ontology annotation, biological process: synapse organization; homophilic cell-cell adhesion; cell surface receptor protein tyrosine kinase signaling pathway. NCBI's taxonomy places the organism in Eukaryota, Metazoa, Chordata, Aves, Cariamiformes, Cariamidae. The transcript has 13 exons. The coding region runs from base 250 to 1347 and encodes 365 amino acids. The record is from RefSeq and is a predicted model, not a curated record.